Diutina rugosa is the source of this 1413-nucleotide messenger RNA. RefSeq lists its product as uncharacterized. NCBI's taxonomy places the organism in Eukaryota, Fungi, Ascomycota, Pichiomycetes, Serinales, Debaryomycetaceae. The coding region runs from base 1 to 1413 and encodes 470 amino acids. Gene Ontology annotation, cellular component: nucleus; cytoplasm; transcription export complex 2. Gene Ontology annotation, biological process: mRNA export from nucleus. The transcript has a single exon. The record is from RefSeq and is a predicted model, not a curated record.
AUGACACUGCCGUGGCCUCAAGUGGAGCGGUGGCAGCUUCAAACGCCCAAAGCCUACGUCCACCCCUGGGAUCAACAAAACCAGGAUGCCGUGCUUUCCCUCGAAGCCAAGUUCCAACAACUGGACGACCACUCGCCACUCCAGGCAGAAAAGCUUCUUGACCAGCUCAAAUGGAUGAGAGUGGUAGAGGAGCGGAUCAUGACAAUGGAGGGGCUUAACUACACCGCCAAUUCCACCUUCCAAGGGACGUGUAUCGAUAUGUGCCCUCCACUUGAACGUAUCCAACGGUUUGCAGCAAAACAAGUGGAGCCAUGGGAGCUUGACCACACUACGGGAGUCGUAGGCCGCUACGCCGCCGUGAAAAUCGUCCCCGUUGUCGCUGACUCGGUACCUCUCCCGCUGGACGUGAGACCUCCCUGGGUACUUAAGCUCACCGUCGACUACCUCGUCAACUGUGUGGCCACUUUCCUCCCUCGCUCCUACCGCUACCUUUGGAAUGCCUUUGGCCUGGUGAUGCAAGACUUCGCCUGGCAGCGAGUGUACUCCCCCGACACCGUGUACUGUUGCGAGCGGGUGCUCCGCUUCCACCUCUGGCUGAUGCACCACAUGCUCCCCGUGACUCCCGCUGCUACUCGUCACCGUCAGCUUGGCAUGUUCAGACGUCGUUUGCGCUUAUUGUCUAGAGUAUACUGGCACAUGGCUGAUGCUGAUGGUAACGCCGCGAUCUCUCCUGAAUUCUACGGGUACUAUUUGCUCACCAAUUUUGAUCUGGAGGUUGACGACGAAGUGAUACUCACCCCUUUAGCCAUUCAGAACCACGACUACGUGCAACUGGCGCUUGAGCUCCGGUGGUUUGUUGCUCUCCACGAUGUUGAGCCUACAACCGAUAUCGGCAUUACUCUUGACACCUACCAGUGGUUCUUUGAGACCGUUUACGGUCCUCGAGUUCCUGUACUUGCUGCGUGUCUAUUAGAAGGCUAUUUCGAUAUCAUUCGCUACCACGGGCUCAGAGCCAUGGCGUCGUUGGCGUCGUAUAAACGAGUACGUUUGAGCUGUAUUUCCCGUACGCUUGGUUUUGCCGAUACCGCCGACGCUCGUAUGUACAUUGAGAACUACGGGAUUGCUAUCGACGACAACAACACCCGCUUCCCCGAAGUGGUGUUUGACCGUGACCAAAUGACCAAACUUCAACCACGCCACUGGAGACGUCCUGCGGCCAAAAUCAGAGCCAAGUUCGACGGAAUGCUGCCGUCACAGGCGAUGCGGCCUCCAGCAGUGAUUGCUUCCUCUGCCAGCGAGGACACCGACACCGAUCUCUACCGGCGGUGGCUCCGGGAGUGGUGCCGUCCUGACCCUGCGGCUCGCGACGUCGUCGACCCUACAGUGCGACCAAAACCGGAUUUAGUGGGCUAA